UUGUAACAGGUGUCAUAACAUAACUCAAAACUGUCAGAUUGGCGAAAGAUGAUGGAGUAAUAAAUAAAGAAAAUAAAAUGACUUCCGUAAAUUUAUAUCAAUGUAGAUUGUGCUUGAAACGCACCCCAACUAGAGUGAAUAUAUACGGAGGAGAUUUUCCCAAAAUGUUAGAAGUAUUAACCUCAAUCAAGGUGCAAGAAAAUGAUGGUCUCCCAAGGUAUUCCUGUUCUAAAUGUGCUCAAGAGGUUAAAACCGCUUUGUUAGUCAAGAAACGGAUUCUCAAAGCUCAUAAAAUACUCCAGGAGAGGAUCCAAGCUAAACAGAAAUCAUUCCAGGAAAAAGCAGCGGAUAUAGGUGCAAUAGAAUCUGUUUUCUCUAUCAGAGAUCAAGAGAUUAUACCAAAUACAAAUACUUUUGUGCAGAAAUCUUUUGUGGAGACCCAGGAGACAAACUUGAACUCGACCAACGACACCCAGGAACAGACCCCCAUUGAAUUCGUCAAUAUAGCUGAUGAAGAGAUCAAGAUAGAACAAGAAGAACUCAUCGACACUGCAAAUGAUUCUUGUUCUAUUGGUAGAAUGCAAGAAAAUAGUCAUGAUGAAUCCUUGAAUAAUUUUCACAAAGCUAAGUACAAGAAAACCAAGUGCCAUAUUUGUAGCCGCCUGAUAAAAUCCAACAACAUAAAAAAACACAUAAGACUGCACUCCGCAGGUCCUUCGGUAUGCCAGAUUUGUGGGGUAACUUGCAAAAACUUCGAGAGCCUGCGGGGACACAUUUUCAAUCAGCAUAAAAGUUCACCGAAACAGUAUGAGUGUAAAGAAUGUGGCCAGGGGUUCCGAUUCAAAGACAAACUUCGGCUCCACAAGAAGAAGGCGCACAUGGGUUUGCGAAACUUCAAGUGUGAAACAUGCGGGAAAGGAUUCUUCACCUACGGGAAUUUAAUGACACACGUGCGAAAGAUACAUGAGAAAUUGAAGCCUCACGUUUGUGAAUUUUGUAAGACUGGCUUCUCAUCAACGUACGCCUUGAAAACUCACAAGCGGCAGCAUACCAAUGAAAAGCCUUAUGUUUGUUUCUUCUGCGAAGAAGGCUUUCGUCACAAUGCUUCUUUAAGGCUUCACUUGAAACGUAAGCACGGUGUUGUAGAAUCUAAAGGGUUUGUAUGCAAAACAUGUUCUAAGGGGUUCGCUACAAAUUAUGCCCUCAAAGUUCACGAGAGGUAUCACAUGUCUGAGAAGUGUGAGGUUUGUUCGGAGACAUUUUCAGGGGAAUACCUGAAAAACCACCUUAAAGAAGUUCAUAAUAUCAUUAAGAAUGAUCCAGCUGAGGAUGAACAUGUCACAAACUGAAAAUUUUUAGACUUGAUUCAAGUCAUUCACAAAUUUUUUGUGUGAAAUUUCAAGUCCUUGAAAAGAAAUACAAAUUAUGUGAUUUAUCUGAGAAUGAAAUAGACUAUACUUAUCCAUAAAGAAAAUAGUUGAUGAAUUGCUGAAAAGUGAUAAGGAAAAAUUAUGACGGAGUCGUGUUUCACUACACAAUAGCUUCUUCAGGCUUGUCUUUAUUGCCUGAAGAAGGUAUUGUAUAGCGAAACACGUGUUGCGUUUUUGUAAAACUGUUUAGUUAAAAUCUCGCAGUAGGGAAAAAUGUUAACCGAGAAGGACUCUAGCAUUUUCCCCAAAUGGUGACAUCAAGCAGAAAACAGUAGAUCCAUAAUUUUAAACAUGGUCAUAUUUAUGUUCUCAGAGUGGUAGAUGAAACUUCAACUUCUGUGUUGAUAUAUUCCUUCCUUAGAAUUUGUAUUAUUACAUAUAUUAAAACGUUUCCUGCUGAUAUGAAGAUCAUAUUAGAAAUUUUAUUGGUUCAAAAUAUUAUUUUACUCGUAAUUUUGGAUGAUUUAUUUUUACAAAAUGUUGAGAAUUUGUAUUAAAUGUUGUGAUAAUCA
Molecule: messenger RNA, 1942 nt
Organism: Leptinotarsa decemlineata (Colorado potato beetle)
Lineage: Eukaryota; Metazoa; Arthropoda; Insecta; Coleoptera; Chrysomelidae
Biological process (GO): regulation of transcription by RNA polymerase II
Cellular component (GO): nucleus
Molecular function (GO): RNA polymerase II cis-regulatory region sequence-specific DNA binding; DNA-binding transcription factor activity; zinc ion binding
Source: RefSeq, a predicted model, not a curated record